AUGCAAUCCAAGCAGAACGCCGACAGUGCUGCUGAGCAAGUGGCGAUAGUCACCACUGGCUCGCUUCCACGUUCGACGCCAAGCCACCACGGUCCAGUCCGAUCAUCACCCAUUCAAACGCCGCAAAUCCCGGUCUCAGGAGGCGAGCAGAGCGCGUCUGGCUCGAGCUCGCUGCCGCAUUCGACCGCGGGUCUGUCAUCAUCAUCGGCGUCCUCUGCUGAGAGCACUGCGCUCUCAAGGCGCCUGGCACCGCUCCAACCGCAUGCAAGUCUCUCGUUGGACCCUUCUGGACCCACUUCCACGGCGCUCAUCACACCGAACGGCGUUGGAAAUGCCGGCCCUGGAUCUCCAGCUCAACCGGCCGCAUUCAAGUUCAUUGGCGCACAGGGCUACCGACCUGCAAGUCGCUCAGAAUACCUGCUCCGAUGCUGGUGCAUCAAGCGCAACAUGUCCAUCAAAACGCUACUUGGAAUCUGGUUCUUCGGGACGUUUCUCCUGGCAGUGAUUUUGAACACGGCUCUCUUUGCUCGAAAUUCAGGCGACAUUGUCGACAAGGUCUUGUCGCUUGGGUUUACCAUCCUCUUUCUCGGCAUCCAGUUUGGAUUUAUCUGCUGGUUUGUCAUGACGCUGACACGACCCCUGCGGGCGUUCGAGCAGGACAUGAGAAACAUGACGAAAUUGCUCGAGGCAAUGAAUGCAGAUGAGCCAGCCCCACCACUUUCCGCGCAGCCCAAACCGAGCGUUGGCCAACCAGCAGCAGAGCCAGCUUCGCCUUUGCCUGUAGACCACGCGAGCAUCGCAGUUCCCGGGUCACCCGCGAACGAUCUCGAAGCGGGCAGCGCGGCGCUCGCGGAAAAUGCAGCUUCGUCAAGCAGAGUCUCAGAGCUGACUCAAGUGUUUGAAGCACAGUCUCAACUGCUGACAAUGGCGUCUCGCACUCACGAGCGCAACCAUCGCCUUCGCACAGACUUGACCAUGGCGUAUGAUACCGUGUCACAGUUGAUGCAACGAUUGCAGCAGCGCGAGCGCCAACUUGCUGCCGCUCAGCGCGAAUUGCUCGACUUUGAACUCAUUGUUUCUCAAAUGGCCGCUGCCGAUGAAGCCGCGCAUGGUGCAACGGACGACAACGUAUCCGUCUAUGACGAUGACGACCAGCAGAGCCUUGCCAGUUUUGCAGAGGCCGAGGUUGAGGACAAUCCAGCCCCGCCCUCGGCUGCCCCGCGUCUCGAGGUGCCGGCGCCACCAUCCCGAGCUCGUCGUCCUUCAUCUGUGUCUCUAAGCGGAGGAGACAUUGAACGGUUGAAAUACCAGGUGGAGCACUCGCGCCAACAGGGCAUUUUUGCCGACACAGCGUUUGAGGCCAACCGGCUGGUGCUUCCCAGGACUUCUCUGCCACUUUCUCCCCCGCCUCGCGUUCUGCCGCCGCCGGCAGCUCACAGCGGAAUCGACCAAGUGUUGGCCGCAGUUGGCUCUGCGCCUGCGGUCAUUUCAGUCACGCCCGCCACCCCACACGACCCUGCACCGCCACCCAAUCCCCUUCCAACUGUUCAGCCCGUCGAGGGUGCGUUAAUAGCGCCUCCACCCAUGCAUCCCUCGUCCAACACUACUCCGCGACUCGUCUCUCUGUCGUCUCAGUUACAUCGACGGAUUGAGCCGCUUCUCGGACUCUCGCUCCGGUCUGUCUCCAAACCCUUCACGAUCAGUAUCGGCACGUGGAAUGUCGGCAAUGCCGCGCCGGUUGGAACGCUGCUUCCGUGGGUUGAUCCUGGGGCAGACUUGGUCGCAAUUGGAGUUCAAGAGUGCGCGUAUUCCGCUCCAGAAGGAAGCAGCUGCGAGAGUCACUUUCAUAGCCUCUUGCUCGAUGCUCUAGGAUCGCAAUUCUCAACUGUCACCGUGUGCAACAUUCUUGCUGCGGCAGGAAUGCGCGCUCCCAACACCAAAGCCUUUUAUGACACGGCCGGCAUUCGCCUGUUUGUGUUUGCACGCCGCGCCAUCGUUCGCUACAUUUCCAGCGUGCAGACGGACGCCGUUCGAACGGGCCUGGCCAAAGUUGGCUUUAACAAGGGCGCGGUUGGCGCGUCCUUGCGUCUGUUUGAUCUUUCCAUCUGUUUUGUGAAUGCCCACUUUGCGGCUCACCAGGAGAAAAUCCGUGAGCGCAACCAAGACUUUGGUCGCAUCAUCUCCAAAAUGAAUCUGGGCGAGUCGGACGCGGACUUUUCAAACGCCUUCCACGCUGUCUUCUGGAUGGGGGAUUUGAACUAUCGUAUCGAACGAUCGCGCGAUGCCGUUCUCAGCACCAUCUCGACCGUUCAGCAGGACCAGCAACGCGUUGCAGCCGAGGCUGCUGCGACCCAUCUCGCUUCGUUCGAGGCGCAGUCGCAACUGGCGAACGAGGCGUCUGGCCUGCCAGCCAAUCCGUGGCGCGAUUUGCUCAGCGUGGAUCAGCUCAACCUAAACCGCGCCGCUGGUUGCGUGUUUGCUGGAUUUGACGAAAUGCCCAUUUCUUUUGCACCCACCUUCAAGCUCGAUCCUGGCGCUUCGACAUACGAGUCGGUGAAGAAGCGUGUACCAUCGUGGUGCGAUCGCGUCUUGUACAAGACUCUGCCCGGCGUCUCUGUUUUGCCCGUUUCGUACGAAUCCGUGCCCACGAUGCGCUCCUCUGAUCACCGUCCCGUCCAGGCAAAGUUCACCAUCGAUAUUCCGCUCCCGCGCCCGGUCUCCGUUCAGCGCAUGUUCCCUGCACGACUCGUUUUGACAAACGUGAUUGUCACCCAAGUGCCCAAUCCUCCAGCAUACGUCACCUGGUCUGAGGGCGUGGAUUCUGGCCAUGCGCAUCAUCAUGCCGCCGCCGGCGUCGACACUGCUGCAGGUCCGUCCUCACCCGCGAAACCAGCUAGUGCCCACCGUAUUCCGACAGAGCCGGUCCUUGCCGCUGGACUUGCCGGCACUUUGGCGCCUGCAAUGAACGCUGCUGCUGCCGCCGCUGUGAUUGCCAGCCCGUCCGUGCACAGUGAGGGCUCUGGCGUGGUUGUUUCGCUGGACGACACCAAAGCGGAAACGAGCGCUCGCGGGGCGCUACUCACGUUUUUGCCAAAGUUUGGCAAAAAGCGCAAACCUUCCGAUGACCACGAUGACGCUCCAGGAGAUGCCGACGAUGACGCCAUGCACCUUGGCGAAAUUGCAAUGGACAGCGAGCAGCUCGGAACCGAUGCGGACAACUCGCUCCUCUUUGCCAGCUCUUUUAUGCAAACGGUGGUUUGGUCGCAAUGGCACCGCCAGUCGCUGACGCUGGAUUUGUGGGAGACCGAAUUGCAAGAGCUGGGAACGUUGCAUGUCAAGAUCUUCCUACGCCGGAAACUCGAUCAGUCGGCCUCCUACUCUGACUUGUCGGCGCUCGACGAGCGUCGCAAGGCAACCCAUCGCCUUGGCGAGGGAGCGCUUGGGCUCCGGUCUGUCGUCGACGCGCUUCUGGCCAGCUCGCCGUUGACACCCGCCACCAAAUCGGUUCGGCCAUCGGACGGCGACGCACCCACCAAGCAAGUGAAUCGCGAAACGCCGUUUGAUGUUCCCUUGUUUCAGAACGGUCGGCUCGUUGCGCACGUUCGUGGCAUGGCGAAACUGUCGCGGCGCAGUAACCGUCGGACGGCUACGAUUCUGGCGAAAUUCCCCAAGGAACUCCAUCACGCAAUCUUCGAACACCAGGGCUGCCACAUCCCCGGUUCUACGUUGUUUGUGUAUCCGCUCGAAAGAGGCGAGCUGAGUGAGUAUGAUGACGACCACGCCACAAAGGUUAAUGUCCUUGUCUGUUUGAAGAAGGAAGAAGAUCAUUUUGUCGCCAAGAAUGGCUACCACGCUUACCCUUACCUCCUGACACGCUCCAAGUUUCCACUGUCUGAUGAGGACUGGAGUGAGUUUGUCAAGCACCUGCCGCCAUAUCUGCAUGGGGAACGCAAGUCCUUUGCCGAUUACUUUUUGAUGGAUUUCGUGUAACUUUGUGUUUGGCGCGAAAACCUGAGCUGAGAAAUCCGGUUUCUUGGCUUUUUCUCUUGAUUUUGUGCUGCUUUGCCUCGGACACCUAGUUCUUCAUUGUAUUGAAUACAGCGACGCAUCUGCU
Messenger RNA from Capsaspora owczarzaki ATCC 30864, 4114 nucleotides. RefSeq lists its product as hypothetical. Gene Ontology annotation, biological process: phosphatidylinositol dephosphorylation. Gene Ontology annotation, molecular function: phosphatase activity. The transcript is spliced from 3 exons. The record is from RefSeq and is a predicted model, not a curated record. Bases 1 to 3990 code for a protein of 1329 amino acids. Lineage: Eukaryota; Filasterea; Ministeriida; Capsasporidae.